ACCUAUACGUUGAUUUAAAGUCACCCCACGUCCCAGUAGGGACCCCUGGACCGCUCUCCACCUGCUCCGAGGCCCCGACUCAGCUUUUUCUCCUGCGAGGCAACCUGUUACGCGGGGAGAAGGAGAAACAUCACCGCGGCUGUAUGUACAAGUAAGAUCGAGCUGGGCUGAACCGACAACAAGAGGACUUAAAAUCUGGCUGGAAUUAAAGGAGACAAGACAAGAGGCAGCUUUGUUAAAACAGUUACCUGACAGAAAGUCGGGAAUCAUGACUGCGCUUGCAGGAGGUUUACCAAGAAUGAUGCGACCAGCUCCUCACCAGAACUACCCGCGGGGAGGAUACUCCCUGGAAGUAACUCCAGCUCCUUGGUCUGCAGUUUCCACCCCGUUAGGACAGGGUCGGGUCAACCAGCUCGGCGGCGUCUUCAUCAACGGCAGACCUCUCCCCAACCAUAUUCGCCAUAAAAUCGUGGAGAUGGCCCACCACGGGAUCCGGCCGUGCGUCAUCUCCCGGCAGCUGCGCGUCUCCCACGGCUGCGUGUCCAAGAUCCUGUGCCGGUACCAGGAGACGGGCUCCAUCAGGCCGGGGGCCAUCGGAGGCAGCAAGCCCAAGCAAAGCGCAACUCCAGAACUGGACAAGAAAAUCGAGGAGUACAAGAGAGAAAACCCCGGGAUGUUCAGCUGGGAAAUCAGGGACAAACUACUGAAAGAUGGGAUUUGCGACAGGAACAACGUCCCCUCAGUGAGCGCCAUCAGCCGCAUAAUGCGUUCUAAAUUCGGCGGAGUUUGUGAUGAUGAGGAGGAAGAAGAUGAGGUGGUGAAAAGGGCGAUGGAUGAAAACGAACCGCGGACAAAGCACAGCAUCGACGGCAUUCUGGGAGACCGAUCCAGUCACUCGGAUGAGGGGUCUGAUGUAGAUUCUGAGCCAGGCCUGCCUUUGAAGAGGAAGCAGCGCCGCAGUCGCACUACCUUCACGGCCGAGCAACUCGAGGAGCUGGAGAGGGCGUUCGAACGUACACACUACCCCGACAUCUAUACACGAGAGGAACUGGCUCAGCGGGCCAAACUGACAGAGGCUCGGGUUCAGGUGUGGUUCAGCAACAGAAGGGCGAGGUGGAGGAAGCAAGCAGGAGCCAAUCAGCUGAUGGCGUUUAACCAUCUCAUACCCAGCGGUUUCCCUCCAUCAGCUAUGCCAGGCCUGCAGCCUUAUCAGCUGUCAGAGAGCCCUUACCCUCCAACUUCUAUAGCCCAAGCAGCUUCUGAGCAGCCCAGUACAGUUCACCGACCCCAGCCACUGCCACCCACCUCCGUCCACCAGAGUGGGCUCACUUCAUCGGCAGCUUCCCAAGACAGCGGAUCCGCAUACUGCCUGUCCUCCGGACGACAUGGUUUCUCGGGAUACACGGACAGCUUUGUGGCUCAGACAGGACACACCAAUGCUGUCAACCCCAGCAUCAGCAACAGCCUCUCACCACAGGUGAUGGGCUUGUUGAACCCGAGUGGAGUGCCACAUCAGCCCCAGAGUGACUUUGCCCUGUCCCCACUGACUGGAGGCCUGGAGCCCAACGGAGCCAUGGCUGCUAGUUGUCAUGGAUCCCAGCGCCUGGAGGCUCUUCCAAGCCUGACCAGCAUGCCCACCCUGCCAAGCACCCAGUCUUACUGCCCACCCUCCUACACUUCACCAGCCUAUGCCGUAGACCAUCACCCCUCCUACCAGUAUGGGCAGUACAGUCAGAGCAAGGUGCCUUUCAUUUUAUGAAGCUCUCGACAUGACCUGGACAAGACGUCUGCGUUGCUGCUCUGACACUCCUCCCGGAGAGCACUGCCCCCCACGGCCUUUUGCCAACUUCCCCAGCCUUGAUGACUUCAGGACAAGGCAUGUGCUGUGUGGUGUGGACAUAUUACGGUGUUCUCCUUCAGGAAGAAUGGAAGCCUCUUUGGAUGAACAUCUAUUGAUGGUGAUGAAGCGGGUAGAGCAGAAUAAUUAAGGACCAAAGGCACCGCUUCCUCUGUUUCCUGACACAUAGCAUUUGUGUCACACCAUGUUCGUAGGACCAAGCUGCACAGGUUGUUCUUAUUUUGCUUUCAGAAGCGAAAGAAGGAGCAGAGAAAUGGGCACAUGCAGCCAAGACCUUGUUUUUGAUUUCUGUAACACGUUGGAGAGAUUCAUGUUGAGGUUCCCCUGUGGCCCCGCUUGAUGGGGUAAGGGUGUGAUGAUGGCACUCUUAAAAUAACCACAGCGCUCUUUUAAGGAUGUUGUCAUCACAAGAUCUUAGGACAGUGAUAUCAGCUGUACAUUGAUGUGUGUCAUGCAUCUGACAUUUGAGGAAAAAAACAUGUGGGGGCAUAAGGAAAAUCAGCAAAAAAGCAUAAACUGAAGCCAAGUGGAGCCAGUCAAUCCACUGCGACCCAAAGAAAGUGCAAUAUAUUCAUACCUCAUAUGCUGUAAGUCGACAACGAUCAGAUGUGUCUCAUUAUGUCCUCAAAAGCCUGCUCUCUCUUUGAAAUGUUGUUUGUCUUGGGUGGUAUCCAUUGAUCAAUCAGGGGAAAUCAUCAAGCGAUGAAUAUUAGCGAAUGUAGUCAUAAUGUCAUCAAGCCAAAAAAAAGAAAAAAAACUUCUCUGCCAGUCAACACGAUAUUCAGUACGACAGUUUAUUUUGCUGUUGUUGUUUUGUAUGUUAAAUUAGUUCUCACAAGGAACUUGAAAAUAUUAGUUCCACUUCUUAUUUAUUUAGUGUUGUUCAAGUGUAUUUUUCUGUAUGGCUCAUAUAAACUCGUUCCUCUCUUCUUAAGCAAGUCUUACACAAUUUCCAUCAUCCAUGUUUUCUCUUUUGUAUUAUUUUCCAUUUAAAGUGAUGUGAACAGAUGUUGUAAGAUCCUUUGUGUAUAA
Messenger RNA from Cololabis saira (Pacific saury), 2890 nucleotides. RefSeq names its product paired box 3a (gene pax3a). NCBI's taxonomy places the organism in Eukaryota, Metazoa, Chordata, Actinopteri, Beloniformes, Belonidae. The transcript is spliced from 9 exons. Bases 269 to 1759 code for a protein of 496 amino acids. The record is from RefSeq and is a predicted model, not a curated record. Gene Ontology annotation, molecular function: RNA polymerase II cis-regulatory region sequence-specific DNA binding; DNA-binding transcription factor activity, RNA polymerase II-specific. Gene Ontology annotation, biological process: regulation of transcription by RNA polymerase II; anatomical structure development.